AUGCCUGCAAUAAUUGCCGCCCUUGUAGCAUUCUUACGACCUACCUUACAAGCACAAACACGAGGCCUUAAUUGGGGUUCUGUCACAAAGCCCGGCACGCGCUCUNCAAACCAGAUCAUUGGGGCGGGGACCACACCCAACCCUGUGGUCAUCCCGGGCACCAACCCAGGGGGGAUCAGUGGAACUGGAGAAUUCUGCGUCUACAAGAACAAUCAGUAUGCCAAAGGUGCCAGAUGGAGUGAUGGAUGUGACUACAACUGUGAAUGUCUGCCAGGCAGGACAUACAGAUGCACCGAGAGAUGUCCCAAAUACCAGAACCUCCCCAGUUACUGCCAACUGGUUCAGAACACAGAGGGCGACACCUGCUGCAAGAAGCCCCAGUGCACCAUCCCCAGCACCAACAAUGUCAUCACUGGCACUGGAGUGAUUCCAGGAGGAGUUACUGGAACCAGACAGGGAUGCAUGUGGAACAACCAGAUCUAUGUGCAGGGCCAGAGGUGGCAAGAUGGCUGCCAGUACAACUGUGUCUGUGAGGAUGGAAGGACAGGAUUUUACAGAUGCACAGAAAGAUGCCCAACCUACCGAAAUCUCCCAGCAAGCUGCCAACUUGUGCAAAGUCAGACGGAUUACUGCUGUCAAGAACCAAGGUGCACCUUCACACCUGUUACAGGAGGUGGGUUCACUGGCUCUGGCACCCCACCCCCUGUUGUGAAUCCUGGCACUGUUUCACCAGUCACAAACAAACCAGUCAUUGGACAACCCAGAGUAUGUGUAUACAAUGGAGUUCAGUACACUGAAGGCCAGAGAUGGCAAGAUGGCUGCAAGUACAACUGCAUAUGUGUAGAUGGCGUUACUGGGCAAUACAGAUGUGAUCAGAGGUGCCCAACCUAUCAGUAUGACACCAAGAAUUGCGUUAUGCAACAGGAUCCUGUUGAUAGCUGCUGCCAGAAACCAGUCUGUAACUUCCCCAGUGUAACUGGGAAUGUGAUAAAUGGUGGUCGCACCACACCGUCUUCUGGCGGUAACAUCACUCCCAAACCUGGCCCUGGAGGUAUCUCCGGCUCUACGGAUGUGUGCGUGUACACGGAUGGUAAGACCUACAGGCAGGGACAGAGAUGGGAAGAUGGCUGCAAGUAUUUGUGCCAGUGUGUUGAUGCAGUGACUGGAAGAUACCAAUGUAAUGAAAGAUGUGCCAAGUAUACCAACCUCCCGAGCUACUGCACAAUGAUACCAGACCCAAGAGAUGCUUGCUGUCAGACUCCGUCCUGCAAUUUCCCAACCGUCACAGAGACAACCCGAGCACCAGGCAUGGUAACAUUCAGGCCAAAUCCUGGUAACACGAUAGCACCAAAUCCUGGCAACACGGUAGCACCAAAUCCUGGCAACACGGUAGCACCAAAUCCUGGUAACACGGUAGCACCUAAUCCUGGUAACACAGUAGCACCAAAUCCUGGUAACACUGUUGCUCCAAAUCCUGGACAGAAUAGGAAGUACUGUGUAUAUAACAACCGCCAGUAUGCUAAAGGACAGACUUGGCAAGUUGGAUGCCAGUAUGAGUGUGUGUGCGAGGAUGAUACAACUGGUUUCUACAACUGCAAUGAUUUAUGCCCAACAUAUACCAACCUUCCAAAGGAGUGCACGCUGGUCCAGGACCCCGUGAAGUACUGUUGUAAGACCCCACGCUGUGAUUACUCUGGUGUCACUUCAGGGACAACAGGUGGCGGCGCUGUGCCAAUCGUUCCAACGGGUAUCCCAGGAGUCAUCACAGGAACCGGAAAUACUGCCACAGGAACUUCUCCAAACCAGCCAAGAUAUUGUGUGUACAAGGGCCGAUAUUACACCCAGGGUGCCAGGUUCGCUGAUGGCUGUGACUACAACUGUGUUUGCGAUGAUGUUAACACUGGGCACUAUACCUGUACUGAUAGAUGUCCCAAGUAUCCAAACCUACCAAGCUACUGUAGAAUGCAGCAAGAUCCAAAUGACUACUGCUGCCAGAAACCGGUUUGCACUCCCAACCCCAAUCCAAACCCCAGUGUUACACCAAAUCCCAACCCUAACCCUGGGAGUGUGGCACCAGGAGUCUCAACAGUGCAGCCCAAUCCUGUCUUCACAUUCAGACCACAGCCAACUCUGCCACCAACCCAGCGAAAUGUCUGCACAUAUAAAAACAUCAGAUACGUGCAGGGACAGACCUGGACAGAUGGCUGUGACAGGAAUUGUGUCUGUGAAGACGGAAAAACUGGAUUCUACCGCUGUACUGAUAGGUGUCGCACCUACCAGAACGUUCCAGCAAACUGCCAGAUGGUGGCUGAUCCACAGGACCCACAGUGCUGCAAGAUUCCACAGUGUCCAAACACAAACCCCAACACUGGGAACCCAGAUCCAGCUGGUGGCAGUUCUGUGAUCAAUCCCUUGCAGCCAGGUGUGAUUACUGGCAGUGGCACUCCACCUCCACAGAUUGCGCCAACACCAGCACCAGGAGUCACUGGAAGACCCAGAACUUACUGCUUCUACAAGGGACAGACGUACAGCACUGGAGACAAGUGGCAAGAUGGCUGCACGUACAACUGUGAAUGCAUCAAUGACCAGACCGGAUUGUACAGAUGCAAGGACAGGUGCAACUCUUAUCCCAAUCUACCAUCAGCAUGCAGGAUGGUCAUCGAUCCCAAGGAUCCUUGCUGCAAGGUUCCAAAAUGUGAUGGAACCACUGGCUCCAUCAGUGGAACCAGACCACCAGUGACACAGGCACCAAACCCCAGCCCUGGUCCAAAUCCUAACCCCAACCCAACUCUGAGCCCCAACCCUAAUCCAAAUCCAAACCCAACUCAGAGCCCCAACCCUAAUCCAAACCCAAAU
Lingula anatina is the source of this 2856-nucleotide messenger RNA. RefSeq lists its product as uncharacterized. The record is from RefSeq and is a predicted model, not a curated record. Gene Ontology annotation, molecular function: integrin binding; heparin binding. Lineage: Eukaryota; Metazoa; Brachiopoda; Lingulata; Lingulida; Lingulidae. Gene Ontology annotation, biological process: cell adhesion; positive regulation of cell differentiation; positive regulation of cell migration.